UUUUAUUAUUUUUUUGUAAUUAAGCAAUAAUACAUUUAUUUAUUUCUAAAACUAAUAAUAAAAAAUUAGAAAACAAAAAAUUUAAUUAAUAAAAGCACGAUAGUAUUAAGAUAAAAGCAUAAAUUACAUAAGGUUAGGUUAUGUAUAUAAAUUCACCAAAUAUGGAAGGAAAUAACUAGCAAGAAAAGUAGGAUGAUAUUGAAAAGAGAAAAAUUUCUGAAUUUAAAGAGAAGGCACAAGAGAAAAAGCGUACAGACUCAAGAAAUGAGUAGCUCAACUACCAUCGUAAGCGUAUGAUUUAGCCAGUUUAAAUAAGAUAGUUAUCAUAAGAAGACUUCAAAUUUGAUGAGCAAUUUGAUGAUGAGAAUGUUGAUUAUAUAAACUAGAAGAUUUAGGAGUUUAAGUUGAAAAUAGUUAAUCCUCAAUCAGAAGAGGAGCUCUGGAAAGCUCUGCUAAUUUUCGAGACAAUGUCAAAAAAAAUAAGCUCAGUAAAUAUAAAGCUCACUCUUUCCAAAGAUCUCAAUUUUGUGAGGCAGCUACUUUAGUAAACAUAGAGUCCUAAUAUAUCAGAUGAGUGCAAACUGGGAACUUUGUAAAUGCUUUCCGAAAUUACUGAAUCAUUUAAAAACCUCAACGACAUCAGUCCUUUAGCUGAUUAAUUUGCUUUCGAAUAAUACCUAAGAGUGUAUAGACAAGCUAAGACUGAGAAAACCUUUACAACUGUUUUGUAAGCUAUUUCACAACUAACUAUGGAUAAUAUAAAAUCAAGUGAAUACUUUAUACAUCACGGCUUUUAUCCAGAGUUUUUGGCAACAUUUGAAAAAUUAAUGACAGUUAAUUCUUAGCUCUAUUUGGAAAGUAUUAAAGACUUAUGUAUAAUUUUGCACGGACUCUCAAGACAAUAACAUCCUUUUGACUAUAAUCACGAAAAAUUAGGAAUAGUUUUUCAAUAUUUGAUUCAAACAAAUGAUUGUGAUAUCCACUUUGAUCUAUCUUCUGCAAUCGAUAACAUUGUAAGAUCCUAUUUAAACAAAAAUAAUUUUGAAUGGGUUGCAAACAAAUUUUAAGAGCUCUACAAUUUAGGACUUAUGAAUGUUGUUAUUAAGCUCAUAAAUCAAGAAAAUGUAUGGAUUCCUGUAAAGGGAAACAAGAUAUUGAGUGCAAUCUCCCACAUUAAAAAUGAUAAAAUUAGACAUGACUUUAUGAUAUAAAUCCACGAAAGUGGAGUAUUUGAUUAGAUCUUAAAAUCUAUAAAGCACUCUUAAAUUCAGGUUGUGCUUAAAUAUCACCUCUUUUUGACCUUGAAAAAUUUAGUAGACGGUGGAUGCAUUUUUCCUGAAAAAUACAACUAUUUAAUUUCAAAUUUGCUUGAUCCAUUGGUGAUAGAAAAAAAAUAGCUUUAACAGCAGGUGAUUGAAGUGAUAUGGCUUGUUUUUUAAAAAGAAAAAAAUAAAGAUUUUAAGAUCGAGAUUACAAUCUAGCUCAUAGAAAUCCUUUGUUCCAUAUUAUAAGAUGAAACAGACACAGAUUUGCUAAAGAAAGGUCUUGACAUAUUUGACAGAGUAAUGUCGAUGUCUGCCUAAGAUGCAAACCAAAAAAAGCACAUAAAGUGGCUCUAGAGACUAGGCUUUAAUUAAAUUAUACACAGUCUUUAAUAAAAUAAAAAUGAAGAAAUAUGUAAAAAAGCUGUAGCUGUUGUUUCAUAUCUAGAUAGUGAUGAAGGCUCUGACAGUGAUGAUAUGAAAGACGAAAGUCUAGAUUGAAAAAAUUAGGUGAAAAAAAUGAUCAAAGCUUAGAUAAUUUAGAUAUAUACAUUAAAAAACAACAAAUUCUUCAAUAAUACACAAAAAUAUUCAUUCAUUCAUUCAUUCAUUCAUACAUUUAUUCAUCCAGCUAGCUAGAUAUUCAUUUAAUAACUAUUUAUUCAUAACUUUUUAAAAAUAAAAACCACUACCUUAGUAAGCUUCUGUCUUUCUUGAAAAAUUCUUUUAAAAUUUAAUUGCUUGAUAUAUUAUAUAAAAUAUAUAAAAUUCAAGGUAUAUUUCAUAUUGUUUUUAUUUAAAAUGCAUCUCUACUAACUAUUCAACUUAAUAGUAAAUCCUAAUUCAAUUCAAUAGUUAUCUUUCUAUCAAUUCUUUUUAACUAGAGUAUUAUUCAAAUUUU
Molecule: messenger RNA, 2163 nt
Organism: Tetrahymena thermophila SB210
Lineage: Eukaryota; Ciliophora; Oligohymenophorea; Hymenostomatida; Tetrahymenidae
Exons: 8
Source: RefSeq, a predicted model, not a curated record